This is a messenger RNA of Vairimorpha ceranae, 3468 nucleotides long. RefSeq names its product pre-mrna cleavage and polyadenylation specificity factor. The record is from RefSeq and is a predicted model, not a curated record. The coding region runs from base 1 to 3468 and encodes 1155 amino acids. Gene Ontology annotation, cellular component: nucleus. NCBI's taxonomy places the organism in Eukaryota, Fungi, Microsporidia, Nosematidae. Gene Ontology annotation, molecular function: nucleic acid binding; protein binding. The transcript has a single exon.
AUGAACUUCUCGUAUUCUAAAAAGAAUAUGAUAAAUUGCUAUGAAGGCUGUGCAAUUGGGAAUUUUUUUGACAAAAAAAGAGGUUUAGUAUUUUUUAACAAAAAUAUUCUUAGAUGCUACACUUUAAACGAGGAAAAUAAACCGGUGUUUUUAUCUGAACAUUUUCUUCUAGAAAACAUUUUACAAUUAGAGACAUACACAAUUGAUUCAGUAACAGAUGGAUUAAUUAUUUUAUUUGAGUCUGCUAAAAUGUGCUCAGUUUUUUUUGUCUAUAAUGCUCCUGUAAUAAAUAGCCUUAAAUUUUUUGAUCAAGACUCUUACGAUAUUUUAAAUCAAGAUGAAAAAUUUUUAAGAGUUGGCAAAGAAAUUGGUUUUGUAAAAAUCAGCAAAAGAUUUUUUUCAAUUUUUUCUCUAAGUGAUAAUAAUUUUCUAGCAAAGGUUUUUAAAUUUACAGAUAUUAAUGAAAAAAUUUUUAAUGUAGUCGAUCUGGUAUUUUUAUCAAAUUACGUUGUACCAACGUUUUGUGUUAUAUUUAAUGCGACACCUAGAAGUUAUAUUAAUUUAAAUGUUAUGCAAGCAUUAAUAUGUUCUUAUGACAUAAAAUUAAAUAGUUUUUAUGUAUUAGAUGAUUUUGAAAUACCAAGAUAUACAAAAAAAGUUGUUUAUUCCGAUGAUACACUUUUAUUUCUGUCUAGUAAUGAAAUUUUUAUUAAGAAUAAGCAUAAUGAUUUAAUAUUGGCUCUAAACAAAAUGUCCACAUAUCCUCAUAGAGAGCAUUUAGAAAACAUUAUUAUUAUUGAUCCUAAAGUUUUUUUUGAAAAUGAUAGACUUCUUAUUUUUAACGGCGAUGGUACAAUCUUUAAUUUUUAUAUAAUAAAAGAUAGUGGAAGAAUUAUUGAUAUUAUUCUUGAAGAUAGAGAAAAACUUACAAUACCAAAAUUUUUAUAUUUUAAAGACAAUUUAUUAUUUUUAGGAUCAAAUGAAGACUCUUUUUUAUUUCUGUUAUGUCAUUCUACUAUAAGACUUGAUAAAGCCGAUGAAGAAGGCAAUUUUUCUAAACUUACUAGUAUAAUAAGUAAAGAAUACAAGUAUUUGUACGGUGAAACAAUUGAUUUUUGUGAGCAAAAAAAGUUCUGUCUAGAAAUGUUAUAUAAACUUUCAGGCAUUGGAUAUAUAAAUGAUUUUUGUGUUAAAUCUAAUAAUCAAUAUAUUGCAUGUUCAGAAGGCGUGUCUAAUUGUAUUUUAGAGUUUUCAAACUUUUUAAAUUACGAUGUGAGAAAAGUAGUCGAUUGUGUAAAUUUUGAAAAAAUUUUGUGCAUAGAUGGUAAUUUUUACAUAAAAGAUAAUAAUAAAAAUAUUAUUAUUAUAAAAAGUAAAGCAAAAAGAUUGAUACUUAAUGAAAGUAAUGAUUUAAAAGACGAUAAAGAUUUUGAAAUUACGAAUCUUUCUGAUGAUUCUGAUGGAUUUUUAAACGAGCUUUCAUUUGCAUUACUUUGUUUUGAAAAUAAUAAUUCAAUUUUUUUAGUGCAAAAGAAUAAGAUUUUAACAUUUGAAAACAAUAUUUGUACGAAAACAGAAAAUUUUAUAAGUGAUAUUGUUAAAGUUAAGAUUUACACUUACAAUGGAUUUGUGCUUUUAGGUUUUUUAGAUAAAGAAAACAAUUUUUUUUUAAGAAAUCUUCAUUCAACGUUUGAACAGAUAUUUGAAAAUGCUUCAUCAUUUUGCUUUUACGAAAAUUUAUGCGUCCUAAGUGUUGAAAAUAAUUUAAUUUUUUAUAAUUUUGAAACGCAACAAAAUCAAUGGAUAAUCAAUGAUAUCACAAAUUUAAAUUUACAGUAUCAUAUGGACACAUUAGAUUAUACAAAAAAAAGGUCAAUCUUUUACAAAAUUAUAGAAAUUGAAAUAUUUAAAUUACAAAAUGUAUAUUGGUUGUUUUUAAUUAAUGAGCUGGGCCAUUUUGCGAUUUAUAAAAUAAACAAAAAUAUUUUAAUUAAGAUGCUAGUAGAUGAAAACAUCAUUUUUGAUUGUCAAACCAAUAUAAAGUUUUUCAUCAAAAUUCGAAAUUAUAUUUAUUUAAACUCCAGAUCACCUUAUUUUACAUUUAUAAAUGAUAGACUUGAAAUUUAUUUUUAUCGUUCUUUGCACAACAUUAGAGAUUGUUCUUUUGUUGAUGAUAGUUGUUAUAUUUUAACUGAUAAUAUUUUUGGUAAAAUUUCAAUUCCUGAAAUAAAGAAAAAUAUUUGUAAAGUGAACACAAAUCUGUUGAAAAAUUUAACCUUAUCUGAUGAUGUGAUUUAUGAUAAGUAUAUUUUUAAAAGAAUGAAUAUUUAUAAAUCACCUAAAAGUAUAGAAAUUUCAGGAAAGUACAUUUUAGUUGUUUCUAGUAUUAAAACAAAAUUUAAAGAUAAUUCUGAAGAUGAAAAUCAGUUAGAGGUUUUUACGCAAAAAUAUUCAAUCGAUUUGUAUACGAGUGCUUAUAAAUUUAUUUCUACUUUUGAUCUUGAAUCCGAUGAAUAUGUUUUGGAUAUAAAAGAGCUAUCAUUGAAUGACAGCAUUGGAAUUAAUGGCAAAAAUAAUUUUAUUGUUAUUUGUGUAACUAAAGUCGAAGGAGAGGAUAAACAUUCGAGAGGAAGAAUAAUAGUUUUCGAACUUAUAGACAUAAUUGUAGAUAAAGCUAAUGUUCAUAAAGAUAAAAAAUUAAAGGUUUUGGCUUCAGAAAAUAUUAAAGGAUGCAUUACAAAAUGUGAUGAAAUCAAAGGCAAUCUUAUAGUUGCACUUGGAAUUAAAACAAUGAUUUAUAAAAUUGAUAGAAGUGAAGGACUGAUUCCUAUUGGAAUACAUGAUUUAUAUACACUUACCACUUCUAUGAUUACAAUCAAAAAUUUUGUUCUUUUUUCUGAUAUUUAUAGAGGGUUAUCAUUUUUUUACUAUCAAAAUAAACCUGUACGUUUUAAUUUGGUUUGUACUAGUGAAUCUAUAAAAAAUGCAGUUCAUGUAGAUUUUAUAGUAAAAGAACCGGCACUUGGAAUUAUUUGUACCGAUUUUGCUGGUAAUAUUCAUACAUAUACAUAUUCACCAGUAAAUAUUCUUAGUUGUAACGGUACUAAAUUUGUUAAAAGAUGUGAAACAAAUUUUAAUUUAGGAAAAUUGGUGAUAAAACGGGCACAUUCUAAAUUAUUAAACCCCGUUUUUAUUUCAGAUAGUAACUACAUAAUUGAACUGGAUUCUUUAAGCUUAGAUAAUUACAAUAAUUUUUUAAAAGUUCAAAAUGCUUAUCUUUCAUUGAUUGAAGAUACAUUUGGGUUAUGUCCAGAAAAUUUUAAUAAUUGUGAAUAUCACUUAAAACCACCGUCUGUCAAAAAACCCAUUCUAAAAGAAUUGUUAUUUAGAUUUUUGCAUCUGCCUGUCGAUAAAAAAGCCAACUUUUUGAAAGAAGAAGAUUUAAUUUUUAAAAGCAUUACAUCUUGA